Molecule: messenger RNA, 2226 nt
Organism: Cooperia oncophora
Lineage: Eukaryota; Metazoa; Nematoda; Chromadorea; Rhabditida; Trichostrongylidae
Source: the annotation of a GenBank genome assembly
UUGAAAGUUACUCAAGAUCGUCCGCUUCAGGCAUAUCAACCACCUGCAAGCACGGCUCCGCAAUAUAGCCCAGCUCCUCCACCAGUUGGAGUUCCAUCGUCGGUGCCAUUCAGUGCGGGAUCAUACUCGAUGCCAAUGACAAGCUAUGCUUCUUCCACUUCUACGGCUAUGCCACAGCCGCCGCAACCUCUUCCUCCGAAUUUGCAGCCGUCAUCUACCCCUAGCUAUUUCCCGCCACCGCAGCCACCGAAUCUCACACCAUCGAUUCCGUCUGGUAUCCCCUCGGUUGUACCAUCGAUGUUUGCAACGGGUACAUCUACAACGGCAACUGGAGGAGCUUUUCCACCGCCUCCAAUUAAUUUCCCGAUGCCCCCUUUAAGCUCUCUCGGUAUCACACAGCUGGCUCCCCCACCGACUUCCUCAGCUGAUUCUUACCAGCAGAAGAUCAACCACGGUAUUGUUCAUUUCUCCUUAUUCACGAUUUUUAAUUUAUUUCUGUCAAGUACCCACACCGCCGCAGUACUAUCCAGUUCCGCAGCAGUAACGUAUAUUACGAUACCCUUGAUAUCCCUGAACGGACGAUCAUUUUGCCUCUUAAAAGUGAUAGAUGUAUUCGUACAUCCUCAAAUGAUAGAGCGAAUCCUAUGUUCUGCUUCAUUUGAGAGUAUUUAUAGUGUACACCGUCGUCAUUUAUCAAAUAUGACGUCAAUAGAGAUUGAAGCUGCUGACGUUGUUCGUCUUAUCGAGCAGUAUCUGAAGGAAAACAAUCUUAUGCGAACACUCGCUGUGUUGCAGGAGGAGACAAACAUCACUCUGAACACGGUAGACAGCAUCGAUUCCUUUUCACAUGAGAUCAUUAAUGGACACUGGGACACUGUACUGAAAAUCAUUCAGCCAUUAAAGCUCCCUGCUAAGAAACUGAUUGACCUGUAUGAGUUGAUGGUCAUUGAGUUGGUUGAGCUCCGAGAAUUGGCAACUGCUCGUCUUAUCGCGCGUCAAACAGAUCCAAUGCAUUUGUUGAAGCAGAUGGAUCCUGAAAGAUAUGCGAGAUUGGACAACUUAAUUAAUCGUCCAUACUUUGAUCCAGGAGAGGUUUUUGGUGAUGUCAGCAAAGAAAAACGGCGUCAGGCUAUUGCUAAUUCCUUAGCUAGCGAAGUAAAUGUGGUACCUCCAUCUCGUCUUCUUGCUUUAUUACAACAGUCACUCAAAUGGCAGCUUCAUCAAGGUCUUUUGCCACCGGGUACUCAAAUUGAUUUGUUCCGUGGUAAGGCUGCGAUGAGGGAGCAGGAAGAUGAACGGUAUCCCACACAACUGGCCAGACAUAUCAAAUUUGGAGCAACCAGCUAUCCGUUGUCAACAGUAUUCUCACCUGAUGGACAAUUUCUUGUUUCUGGUUCUAAAGAUGGUUUCAUCGAAGUGUGGAAUUUUAUGAAUGGAAAACUUCGAAAAGACUUAAAGUAUCAGGCUCAAGAUAACCUCAUGAUGAUGGAUGAAGGCGUCACCGCACUGUCUUUCUCACGUGAUUCAGAGAUGAUUGUAUCUGGUGGUAUGGAUGGAAAAAUCAAGGUGUGGCGAAUACAGACUGGUGAUUGCCUCCGACGUUUCGAAAAGGCUCACACUGCAGCAAUCAAUGCUGUUCGGUUUAGCAAGGAUAAUUCACAUGUACUUUCGUGCAGCAAUGAUCACAUGAUAAAAGUGCAUGGUUUGAAGAGUGGAAAAUGUCUGAAGGAACUGCGGGGACACACUUCAUUUGUCACGGAUGUUCGAUAUCUCGAAGAAUCAAAUCAAGCGGUGUCUUGCUCUGCCGACGGUACGCUCCGAAUAUGGAAUCUGAAGACUGCGGAAUGUGCGACUACUUUCCGUAUAGCUGGUGAUAUUGCUGUAAAUUCUGUCACUCCAAUCCCUAAAACAGAUCAAAUAAUUGUUUGCAACCGAUCGAACACGCUCUAUAUUGUGAAUCCCCAAGGACAGGUGGUCAGAUCGAUGACAUCGGGAAAACGUGGAGCGGAGGGUGAAUUCAUUGCAUGCAUAGUAUCUCCACGUGGCGAAUGGACGUAUGCCGUGGCCGAAGAUGGUGUUCUUUAUUGUUUCCCAUUGCUGACUGGCGUCUUGGAGAAUACGCUUCCGGUCAGUGAAAAGCAAGUGUUGGCCCUCGCCCAUCAUCCAAAUCAGAAUUUGAUAGCAACGAUCGCUGAGGAUGCGUUGUUGAAACUCUGGAAAGAUUGA